AUGCCUCUCUACGAGCUCCUGUGCAUCGCCGCAUCAUCCGCCGAGUCGGCCCCUCUGCGCGACCUGGUCAAGUCGACGUCCAAGCUGAUUCUCGAGAAUGGAGGCGCAGUGCGAGGAGUGCAAUACUGGGGCCAACGACGACUGCCGCAACGCGCACGCAGACAUCAGCAAUACCACAGCACAGGAGACUACUGGCUGAUGCACUUUGACACCAACGCCCCCGUACUCAAAUCGCUCAACGACCGACUUCGAGCGGAUCCACGAGUGAUCAAGUGGACCGCGCUCAAGCUUGGCGACAAGCUCGACCAGAUCACACCCAAAGCCACAUCAGGAGGUCUCGAUUCCAACUCAGAUGCCCCAGAAGCACGAGCAUUGUUCGGAGGCAAGACCAUGCGAUACGGCUGGCAAUAG
Molecule: messenger RNA, 411 nt
Organism: Kalmanozyma brasiliensis GHG001
Lineage: Eukaryota; Fungi; Basidiomycota; Ustilaginomycetes; Ustilaginales
Product: Ribosomal protein S6
Exons: 3
Coding region: 1-411 (136 amino acids)
Biological process (GO): translation
Cellular component (GO): ribosome; mitochondrial small ribosomal subunit
Molecular function (GO): structural constituent of ribosome; small ribosomal subunit rRNA binding
Source: RefSeq, a predicted model, not a curated record